AUGUCUAGCACACGGAUUCAAGCUGCACAAAGAUAUGUUGGAGAUGGGCUAGAUUAUAGAAGGCCGACUUCCUCAGCAAUUGCACAGACGGAGCAGCACACCACGAUCGAUCUGACGCAGGACGACGAUGAGGACGAUAAUCAGAAUCCACCACCGAAUUUGGGACAACGGUCGCCUUCCUUCGCUCCAAGCGACUUCAGUUUGUCCGUCCCUGCCACAUCUCGGGCCACUAGCAGUCGACCACGAAGCAGAUCGGCGCCUUCUAGGCAGAGUCGGUCUCGAGCGGCCAACCUACGUUCACGUUUGCCGGAAAUAAUAGACAUGACUGGUGACGAAGACGAAACGGACGAAGAAGAAGACCACAACUCAGAUGUGGAGUUUGUCAGUGAACGGCAGGCGCCUAGAAGACCAGUCCUGCCUGUACCCGACGAGAUCGCUAGACGUCUACACUCCCCAGGAGCACCUAAUCUACACAGAGCCAAUGCUCAAACUUUUGCUGACUCGUUUCGACCCUUCACCAACUUUCUUGCUAACCGACGGCCAGCCUUCAUGCCAGCACUGGGUGGGUUUGGCGGUACUGGAUUUAUAGAUCAUGUAGGCAGAAUUAUGGCUGGAUUUCCGAGGAACCAAGUGCCGGAGCCAUUGGACUUGGCAACAUACGACGAUAUCGACGUGCUUGGAGACUAUGACGAUAUCCAGCUAGAUUAUGCUGGAGCGGCGUUUAUGAUUGAUGACCCUGGGGCUGAUAUUGGACCUGCCGACAAUUACAAACCACCUGCAGCGGCAAGAAAAGGAUUCACCAGAAAUAUCGAGGAGGAUGGCGACGUGCUUGUAUGCGUCGGUUGCGAGGAUGAACUUGCCACAGGAGACGAUGAAGACAUCAAGGCCCAAGUAUGGGUAUCUAAGAAAUGUGGUCACGUAUAUUGUGGUGGAUGUGCUUCGCGGCGUGUUGCUUAUAGAAAGGGCAACGAUCGAGAUCGCAGAAAAACUAAAUACCGCAAAUUAGAUGAACUUAAGGAAUGCUCGGUAGACGGCUGUCGCACUAGAUUGACAGGGAAGACGGCCAUGUUCCAGAUCUAUCUGUGA
Messenger RNA from Lithohypha guttulata, 1086 nucleotides. RefSeq lists its product as uncharacterized. The transcript is spliced from 2 exons. The record is from RefSeq and is a predicted model, not a curated record. Gene Ontology annotation, molecular function: ubiquitin-protein transferase activity. Lineage: Eukaryota; Fungi; Ascomycota; Eurotiomycetes; Chaetothyriales; Trichomeriaceae. Bases 1 to 1086 code for a protein of 361 amino acids. Gene Ontology annotation, cellular component: SUMO-targeted ubiquitin ligase complex.